ACUGUUACCAGUAAGAGACGAUAAAAUACAAACAAAAACAAAACAUGCAACCAAAAAAAAAAGAAAGAGACAAAGACACAACGGGAGAGAGAAAAGAGCGAACAAAUUCCUUCUUUUUUCACUUUCUCUCUCUCUCCCACUCUCUCAUCUUCUUCUAAUGAUUUUCAACUUAUUACAAAAAAAAAAAAAAUCUUCCAAGUUUCAGUCUCAGGUGGUUCACAGUUAUUGCUACGCGUAAUGAUGAAUCUAUCUCAAUUUCGAUAACCUCUACUGAGGCAUCCAAAUGUUGAACGGAAAAGAAGAGCCUAAGCAGAAGAAAGGUUGGUCAGAGUCGCUGCUAGAAUUUCGGUCAGGGUUUGGGGAAAAGAUGAAAGUUGUGUCGAAGAAACGUUGGAAAUCUCUUGGACCUCUACAUUUGAAAAGCAAAUCAGUUGCACGGUUUUGCUUCUUUUCGAAAUUGAAGUCAAACAACCAUGGUCCAGGCCGUGCACCAGUCUAUCUCAAUGUUUAUGAUUUGACUCCUAUUAACGGAUAUAUCUAUUGGGCAGGCCUUGGUAUAUUUCACUCUGGCGUAGAAGUUCAUGGAGUAGAAUAUGCUUUUGGUGCCCAUGAUUAUGCAACCAGUGGUGUUUUUGAGGUGGAACCAAGACAAUGCCCGGGUUUCAAGUUCAAGAAAUCAAUAUUUAUUGGAACCACAAAUUUAAACCCAACACAAGUGAGAGAGUUUAUGGAGGACAUGGCGUGCAGUUACUAUGGGAAUAUGUAUCACUUGAUUGUAAAGAACUGCAACCAUUUCUGCCAGGACGUUUGCUACAAGCUUACCGGGAAAAAGAUCCCAAAAUGGGUGAAUCGGCUUGCACAAAUAGGUUCUGUGUGCAGCUGCAUACUUCCCGAGUCCCUCAAGAUAACAGCGGUUUGCCAUGAUCCAGACGGACAAAUUCCAGAGGAAGAAAACGAAAAGAGAAGUCUUAGAAGCUCAUUCAGCUGUUUAUCCUCCAUCUCCAUGAGACAAAAACAGCUUUCGACAUCAUCAUUGUUCCUACAAUCACCUCUCAGAGGCUGCUUACCUCCAUGGCAACUGAAACGCUCAAAAUCUAACAGCGGUUCCUUGAAAGAAAGGUAGACAUAUUCCAACCUAAACAAUCGUUGUUUCUCAUUCCUUUUCUUAGCACCACCACGCCCCGAUUUAUCUUUCUUCUAUCUUUGUAAGAGGAGUUCGAAAACAGAUUUCCCGGGCCAUCAUCAGUUUCUCUGCUUUCUUAUUUCAUUUUAACAGGCUUUCAUAAGCCAUUCUUCUUCUUCUCUCUGUUUGUAUUGCUUCCAAAUUUGGAUCUUUUCUCAUUUAAAAUCUUGUAUUGCAUCAACUCUGUUUAUAUCUAAAUUAGCUCUCUUAGUUCAAA
Arabidopsis lyrata subsp. lyrata is the source of this 1400-nucleotide messenger RNA. RefSeq names its product deSI-like protein At4g17486. Gene Ontology annotation, biological process: protein deubiquitination. The record is from RefSeq and is a predicted model, not a curated record. Gene Ontology annotation, molecular function: deubiquitinase activity. The coding region runs from base 284 to 1123 and encodes 279 amino acids. The transcript is spliced from 5 exons. NCBI's taxonomy places the organism in Eukaryota, Viridiplantae, Streptophyta, Magnoliopsida, Brassicales, Brassicaceae.